UUCUACAGCCUGCUAAUGUGGAGAAUUGAUUGUAAUUUACAGGAACUUGGAAAUACUGCUUUCCACAUUAAGCUCCGUGCUACUGGAGGAAACAAAACCAAGACUCCUGGACCUGGUGCUCAGUCUGCUUUGAGAGCCCUUGCUCGUUCAGGCAUGAAAAUUGGCCGUAUUGAGGACGUGACUCCCAUCCCAACAGACAGUACCCGCAGAAAGGGAGGAAGAAGGGGAAGGAGGCUGUGAAUUAUCUUGGUCAAAUACUGGUCAUAUUGUCUUAUUUCUAUGGCUUGAGUAGACUAGUUUGCUGUUAAAGCCUUUCCUUUUCAUUUUUGAAGUCGAACUUGUUGUAGUUUCGAAUU
This is a messenger RNA of Beta vulgaris subsp. vulgaris (sugar beet), 356 nucleotides long. Its product is annotated as 40S ribosomal protein S14. Bases 16 to 240 code for a protein of 74 amino acids. Gene Ontology annotation, cellular component: cytosolic small ribosomal subunit; ribosome. NCBI's taxonomy places the organism in Eukaryota, Viridiplantae, Streptophyta, Magnoliopsida, Caryophyllales, Amaranthaceae. The record is from RefSeq and is a predicted model, not a curated record. The transcript is spliced from 2 exons. Gene Ontology annotation, biological process: ribosomal small subunit assembly; maturation of SSU-rRNA from tricistronic rRNA transcript (SSU-rRNA, 5.8S rRNA, LSU-rRNA); translation. Gene Ontology annotation, molecular function: mRNA 5'-UTR binding; small ribosomal subunit rRNA binding; structural constituent of ribosome.